This is a messenger RNA of Neoarius graeffei (lesser salmon catfish), 1558 nucleotides long. RefSeq names its product nicotinamide nucleotide adenylyltransferase 2 (gene nmnat2). Gene Ontology annotation, cellular component: Golgi apparatus. Lineage: Eukaryota; Metazoa; Chordata; Actinopteri; Siluriformes; Ariidae. The record is from RefSeq and is a predicted model, not a curated record. Gene Ontology annotation, molecular function: nicotinate-nucleotide adenylyltransferase activity; nicotinamide-nucleotide adenylyltransferase activity. The transcript is spliced from 11 exons. Gene Ontology annotation, biological process: NAD+ biosynthetic process. Bases 119 to 1039 code for a protein of 306 amino acids.
GGAGCAACUCUGCUGCAGCUGAACCAAACCUCGCCUUUUCUGGAACAGCAACAACAAAAAAAAGGCCUGAAAAUCAAGCACGCAUGUGAAAAGAGACGAAGUGGACACUACAAUCAGCAUGACAGAAACAACCAAAACUCACGUUAUAUUGCUUUCAUGCGGAAGCUUCAACCCCAUCACAAAGGGACACAUUCAUAUGUUCGAAAAGGCCAAAGAGUUCCUGCAGAAGACAGGGCGCUUCAUUGUGAUUGGUGGGAUCAUUUCACCUGUACAUGACUCCUAUGGCAAACCGGGUCUUAUUUCUAGCAGACACCGGCUCACCAUGUGUCAGUUGGCAGUGCAGUCAUCUGACUGGAUCAGGGUCGAUCCUUGGGAAUGUUAUCAGGACACCUGGCAGACUACAUGCAGUGUACUGGAACACCACCGAGAUCUCAUGAAGAGAGUAACAGGAUGCAUUCUCUCUAAUGUGAACACACCCUCUACAACUCCUGUGAUUGGCCAGCCCCAAAACACCACUUCUCCUAUCUAUCAGAACCGCAACACAGCGAACAAGUCCACAACUGUUAAGCUGUGGGGAAAGAUGAGUGAGAGUCUAGGAAAAAUCUGCUGUGUUCGCCCACAAGUGGAGCGCUUCACUUUUGUUGAUGAAAACGCAAACCUCGGUACUGCAAUGCGCUAUGAAGAAAUUGAGUUGCGUAUCCUGCUUCUGUGUGGUAGUGAUCUAUUGGAGUCCUUCUGCAUUCCUGGGCUGUGGAAUGAGAGUGAUAUGGAGGUGAUUGUAGGUGACUUUGGGAUAGUGGUGGUGCCUCGGGACGGAACUGACACAGAAAGGAUAAUGAAUCAUUCCUCUGUGCUUCGUAAGCACAAGGGCAACAUCAUUGUGGUGAAGGACGAUAUGAACCAUCCGAUGUCAGUUGUCAGUUCAACUAAGAGCAGACUGGCUCUCCAGCAUGGAGACGGCCACGUGGUGGACUACCUGACUCAGCCAGUGAUUGACUACAUCCUGCAGAACCAGCUCUACAUCACCGCCUCUGGAUAGAAGAGAGAACACAAGCAGAGGCCUCUUUAAUCUGCCCAAGUCUGUCUCCCUGUGUGUGAUUAACAGUGUAGUCCUGCCGCACUCUACCACUGCUUUUUCCAUAUAGAGGAGCGUAACCUAUCUGUCAUCCUUUCUAACUGUAUCAUAGUGACUUGUCAGGAGUAAGGGCACACUGCCUUGUGCCAAACAGAGCUACCCUGUACCAAUGCGAUGCGAGGAGAUGGAGCAGGUGGACAUAGUGGUCUAAUGUGAUGAGGGAAAGGAAUGUUUAAAGAACAGAAAUUGGAAGAAACUGAAUAAUACAGGAAAUGUUACCGGCUUGAAUGUUGGCCUUGCUGUCAGUUUGAUACUGUCUUUUCCUCUAAUUGCAUGUCUAGAGGUUUUCUUUUACCGCACGAGUGCUCGAAUAGCUUUGUAGACUGUAGUCUGCUGUGACAGUGUUUGCAAAAGUGCUUAGGCGCAUCUCAUCUCUAAUUUCAUUUUAUAUUUAAUAUGACUCUGUGUACAAAGGAAUUUGGA